Molecule: messenger RNA, 1453 nt
Organism: Mustela erminea (ermine)
Lineage: Eukaryota; Metazoa; Chordata; Mammalia; Carnivora; Mustelidae
Product: phytanoyl-CoA dioxygenase, peroxisomal-like
Exons: 9
Coding region: 183-1199 (338 amino acids)
Biological process (GO): fatty acid alpha-oxidation
Molecular function (GO): phytanoyl-CoA dioxygenase activity
Source: RefSeq, a predicted model, not a curated record
GCUGCAAGCGCGGACAGGAGGUCCGCUCCGGUCGGUGGCCCAGUGCGUGGACCCUGAGGCCCCGUGCACCCCCGCACAAGGCGGAAUUCCCGGAGUUCCGAGCGCUCGGCCUGGCCCUUCGGCCCCGCCCGCCGCCCCGAGUGAAGACUGAGGCCCGGCUGACUCGUCUCCUCGCGGGAGCCAUGAACCAGUCCCAUGCAGGCACCCGCCUGCGCGUCGUGCUGGGACACCUCGGCCAGCGCUCGGCCGGCGUCGGUGUAGCUCACUCCACUUCAGGAGCUGUUUCUCCUGACAGUUUCCAUCCUCCACAAUUCCAGUAUACUCGGGAUAAUAAUGUUCUAAGCCUAGAACAGAGAAAGUUUUAUGAAGAAAAUGGGUUUCUCGUCAUUAGAAAUUUGGUGUCUGAUGCUGAUAUUGAACGCUUUCGGAACGAGUUUGAAAGAAUCUGCAAAGGGGAGGUGAAACCACAGGGAAUGAUGAUAAUGAGAGAUGUAAGCAUUGCAAAAUCACAAUUUACUCCAGGUGAAAAGAUGGUUUCAAAGAUCCAAGAUUUCCAAGAAGAUGAGGAACUCUUCAGAUACUGCACUCUCCCUGAGAUUCUGAAAUAUGUGGAGUGCUUUACUGGACCGGAUAUUAUGGCCGUGCAUACAAUGCUGAUAAACAAACCUCCAGAUUCUGGCAAGAAGACAUCCCGCCACCCCUUGCACCAGGAUCUGCACUAUUUCCCCAUCAGGCCCAGCAAUAACAUAGUUGGUGCUUGGACAGCCAUGGAGCACAUCGACCGGAACAAUGGCUGCCUGUGUGUGCUCCCGGGCAGUCACAAAGGUGACCUGAAGCCACAUGGUUAUCCCAAGUGGGAGGGCGGAGUUAACAUAAUGUUCUACGGGAUUCAGGACUAUGAUGAAAACUGCCCCCGAGUGCAUCUUGUGAUGGAGAAGGGAGACACUGUUUUCUUUCAUCCUUUGCUCAUCCAUGGAUCUGGUUGGAACAGAACUCAAGGAUACCGGAAGGCAAUUUCCUGCCAUUUCGCCGGUGCAGACUGCCACUACAUUGAUGUGAAAGGCACCAGUCAAGAAGUCGCUGAGAGGGAUAUUUCACGGAUAGGAAAAAAAUUAUAUGGAAUUCCAGAUGACAUCAGUCUGCAGGAUGUGCUUAGAUUUCGAGUGCGGCUGGUGAAAGGAAAGAGGAUCAACCUAUGAGAUAGCCAUUGGCUUGAGCUCUUUGAGAGAAAACAGAGCAAAUCAAGGUGCCUGGGGAAAAUGUUUUCUUAACAAGCUAUCCUAAUCUUUUCUAUUGCUUGUUCUCCAAAUCAUGACACGAGGAUAAGGUACUUGCUGGUAUGUGGUUAGUUCUGCAUGCAGACCUGUUGCUUUCAUGGAGGAAGAUAUGUAACAGUGGCUGAUUACUGGUUUCAGGAAAACUGAGGGUUGCAGCUAAUAAAUGUGUUUCCUAU